This is a messenger RNA of Caenorhabditis remanei, 2706 nucleotides long. RefSeq lists its product as uncharacterized. The record is from RefSeq and is a predicted model, not a curated record. The transcript has 13 exons. Gene Ontology annotation, biological process: retrograde protein transport, ER to cytosol; endoplasmic reticulum unfolded protein response. NCBI's taxonomy places the organism in Eukaryota, Metazoa, Nematoda, Chromadorea, Rhabditida, Rhabditidae. Bases 1 to 2706 code for a protein of 901 amino acids. Gene Ontology annotation, cellular component: endoplasmic reticulum lumen.
AUGAAAACUGUUCUCUACCUUCUAAUCGUUUUAUUUUUGCCUUUUGCGACAGCGACUGCCGGUCUGUUUGACCUUGCAGAAUACCGACGGGUUUCUUAUGACGCCAGUAUCGGAGAAGACUUUCUUUGGUUCGCUCCAGAUUUGGACCUUCGAGAAGUGACUGUUAAGAAUAUCGAUGAUUUUGAGAAACGAAUUGUAGCUAAUAUUCCUGAUGAAUCACUUCCAAAUUAUGUAUUUGUGACGAGUAAAGGCGGACAGAAAUUUGCAUGUUCUUUGCCGGAUGUCGAAGAAUUGAAGAAGCCUAACUCUCCACGAAGCAGCAAAAACCCAAAAAUAUACGGAGAUGCUCUCGCUGCUAGUUUCUAUGUUGAUAAGUGUGUGAAACUACGUGGAAAUCACUGGUGGGCAUAUACUCUCUGUAGAGGACAAACUGUGGAGCAAACCCAUGGAGAACCUGGGCAAGAAGGAUAUGUAAAAAAUAUUCUCGGGUUAUAUGAUGGUAGUUUGACAAUGCCUUCUUAUCAAGAAUCAACAGAAGAUCGCCUUCUUUAUGUGGAAGAAUUAUACACAAGUGGAACAUUCUGUGAUCUUGAAGAAUAUCGAGAACCAAGAAAAACAACAGUUCGAUACGAAUGUGAUUCUCAGCUAAGCACUAACGAAGCAUACGUUUCAUCAGUAGCAGAAGUGAGACCUUGUCAAUAUCUGAUGAUCAUUAAAGUUGGAACAUUAUGCCAUUAUCCUGAAUUUCUCCCCGCCAGUCAAGCAAAUACUAAGAAUAUCGGAUGCCAGCCAUAUUUGUCCAAGAAAGAUGUACGUCUGAUGCUGGAACGUCAGCUCGAAGAAACGAGACGACAGGAUCGCAAUAAGAAGCAGGUGGCAUUGGCUCGCAAAGAGUUUCAUAGAUCUCUUGCAAGAUAUAAUGCAAUCACAAAAUCUUCACGAAAUAUGUAUAUUAAAGAUGAUAUUAAAAAGAAGAAUGCUGAAAUGGACUACCACGCUGCUCAUUUCAAUUUGCUUAUCGCGAGUCUAGAACUUGAAGGAGAACCGAUUACUAAGAAAAAACAAGACUACAUGUGGAAGCUUUUCAGCACUGCCGAUGUGGGCGAUUAUAUGUUCUAUGCUGAUUACGAUUCCAUUUCCGACGAAAAUCGUGCUCAUUUAUGGUAUUACUUCAACGAUCCAACUUGGCCAAAAGAUCAAUUUCCGAAAGAUAUUCUUGCAACAGCGGUUCAAAAUGCGUACAUCGACGAGGUCCGAGAAGUGCUACAGUCAAGUUACAAUUUAGACUAUGAUAAGAAUGGGUUUGCCGUUGGAAUAAGAGAGUUUCUUAAAACUGGCGUAGUCCUUCCGGAAACAAAUUUAGUUAUUCCUGCAAUGGAUGUCUACGAUACUAUUAUUGACAUCAACACGGAGUUUUCUAUGGAUAGAUACGCGUGGCUUCAAUUGAUCUAUUUACGUUUGUCGGAAGAUAGAGAAGAAUUCGAGCUUAUAGAGAAGAUUAUUGAAUCAAUUAUGAAACCUCAGAAGAAAAGAAAUUAUUUUCCAUUGGGAAACAUAUCAGAAGAAGCGCUUUCGUACGUAAUUGAUGAAGUGUGGGACGAUUUGAUCGAAAUCAGUGAAAAUGGGCCAAAUAGCGAAAUCUUCCAAGUCGAAUCGAACGCUCAGAAAGGAAUUUAUGAAAUUCUUCAAAUUAUUCCAUACCCGAAAGAUCAGCCUAAAAGAAGAGGAAAACACAGGUUUAACUACAAGAUUUUCCUUCCGGAGGACAAACUUGCUCAUGAAAUGGAAACAGAAUAUUUCCAUCUUCUCGCUCCCAUUUAUCAGCUUCUGAGUAUCAAUUGGUUCCACCGAAAGAAUGAAAACUAUUUCCAUGUUAGUCCAACGUCAAGAGAUUUUCUGAAACCAAGUGACUCAGACGACUAUAAAUUCCACUACAAUCUUGCACGUGACAUGGGAUUUUUUGGUCGAAUGUUGGCCUUUACCACCGUGGCUAAAAUCAAAGACUUUGAAAACUGGAGAGAUGGCGUGGUAGAUGAACAAAUAAUAACGGAUGAAGAUCUUCAAAAUUCUUUCAUGGAAAAACCGUUAGUAAUUGAUGAGGAGACAAUGGAUACUGCGGCGUUUGUUCUUUAUGAUCGUAUGGGUCCUACCAUGGUGAACGCCGCUAAAAGAAUUCUUUGGAAGAAAAAGGUUGAAGGAUACAAAAUAAAAUACUGGGUGAAAGAUCGGAAACUGCGGAAGCAAGCUCAAUCAAUGCAAGGGUUAAUGAAGGAUCUUUUGUCGGUCAAAGAUGACAGUGAUGCGUUUGUUUCAUUAGGUGGUAACAGUGGUUCUUCUAACAAAAAGAAAGAAAUAUUCGAUGAGAAGUUUUUGAAGAAGUUAUCAAUGUUAGAAUCUGCGGAUGACCUAGAUGUGGAUUCCAUCAAGGAAAGUAUAUAUUUAACUGACGAUGACUUCUCCAAUUUGGAUGAUAUGCAACAUGUUCUCGAUUUGUUAGAAAAAGCUGGACUCAGCAAGAAAACUGAAGUUCAAAUCAAAAUGUUCGACGCAGAUGGCAAUGAAGUCCAAAGUGACGAGCUUGAUGCAGUGGCAAAGAGCCUUCUUGACGUAGCCGAUACAGUAAACCGUAUGAAGGAUUCGGAAAGAGCUUACUUGAAGAAACUUCUGGAAGACAUCCAGGCUGGAGAAGAAGAAGAAAAAGAUUAA